AUGCCUCAUUUGAAGGGCUUACAGAAGACUUUGACAGUUAUUAUCCUUUCUCAACCAGCAACUUAUGAUGAAAAUGCUGCGGCAGAUUUGCAAAAAUCUUUAUAUCAACAAGCUUCAAAGAUAAAUAAGGAUAUCGAUGUUUUCAUAUCAACCACAGAUUUUCCAACUGUUACUGGUAGUUGGGCCGUAUGGCCUAUGUUUAGGAAAAUAAAUGCACGUGUGGACAGCCGGAGUUUAACUUGGUUAUUCAUAUGUGAACCGGGUACCACUGUCGAUCUGAUGAAAUUAAUGGGUCUGCUGCAGAGUUACCAUGCCGAUGGAAACUAUUUCAUUGGAAGGGCUUUAAAAGAUACAAAGUCCCAGAACUUAGUCAAUUUAUUUCUUCAGCCAGUUGUUAUCCACCAUUACCAUGGUUUUAGCGAAGAUGAAUUACCUAUUGAGUUUCCAGAUUUUGCAGCUGGUAUAGCUAUAUCAAAAGGUCUCUUUGUGAAGCUUCUUGACGUAAUUUCUCAGAAUUCGAUGAGAGAGUUUUCAAUUGAUGCUAAACAUGAGUUAGCAAAACUUAUAGCAUCUUCUGGACAGUUGCUGAUUAACAACCCAAAAUUUUGCCUUCUACCAGACGAAUCGCAGUGCAUCACCAAAUUCAUACAACCAUCUCGUGAAGUUUGUAAAAUGACGGUUGGCGAAGAUGAUGUUAUGUUUGCUGUAAAAACUUUUAGUGGAUAUCACAAUUCAAGGAUAGUUGUGGUUAAGAGAACUUGGGCUAAAGAUACGAAACAUAUACGAUACUUUAGUGAUGUCGAUGAUAUGUUUGUCCCAACGAUCACCUUCGGGAUUAACAACACUGAGAGAGGGCACUGUGCGAAAACUGAAGCAAUUAUAAAAUAUUUUGUGAAAGAAGAUGAUUUUAGUGGUAUCCGAUGGUUGGUCAUUGCAGACGAUGACACUUUGUUAAGUGUUCCCAGGCUGUAUGAACUAUUGGCCUGUUACGAUCCCCAGCAAAAACUUAUCUUAGGCGAGCGUUAUGGUUUUGGUUUUGAUGUAAAUGGUGAAUACGGUUACGAUUACCCAACCGGAGGGGCAGGGAUGGUUUUUUCACGAAAAGCUGCUGAACUGUUAGCUUCAGAAUGUGAGUGUCCGAGUAUCGACGCGCCAGACGACAUGAUCUUGGGCUGGUGUGGAGAACGGCUAAAAAUCCCAGUAAUCCAUUCUGCCGCAUUUCAUCAAGCCCAGCCAAUGGACUAUUCAGCUCUGUACUUAGGGCGAAUCAAUCCGAUCUCUUUUCACAAAUUUGAAGCUAUUGAUCCAUAUUCUGUUUACGUAGAAUUGCUUCAAGAUCAUCGACCGUUUGUUAAUUUUACCAGAGGAGUUCAUGAAGAACUGUAA
Molecule: messenger RNA, 1386 nt
Organism: Enterobius vermicularis (human pinworm)
Lineage: Eukaryota; Metazoa; Nematoda; Chromadorea; Rhabditida; Oxyuridae
Source: the annotation of a GenBank genome assembly